UGGCGUAUUAAGCCCCGCCUUCUCCGCUCUGCUGCACCAAUGGAGUGAGCGCGGCCUGGUUUCAUAACAAGCUGUGUCUGUCCCACCGUCCUUGCCUGUCAUGUCGGCUGCGUACCGGAUAGUGGUGGGCUCUCUGGCGAUCGCUGGCUGGACGGGGCUCGGCUGCUUACUGUGGGCGUAUAUCGCACCGAAGCAGGACCAGUUGUUAGACAUGCGGACGAAAGAAAUUAGGGAAAACCCGGUUAGGAUGGCCGAGCUGCGGAGUCAGAACGAGAUGGUGCUCAAAGUCCUGAAAGAGGCUGCAGAGACCCAUGUGAACAUCACCAGUAAUCCGCGCUGGAACUCAAGAUGAUGCCGUCCACCAGUGCUCCGGUUGUGCGCUUGUACAUGGUGAACGCUGGGCUCGCUACUCCUGCUGUUUUCAAUUUGUCUGUUGGGAUGUAAGGAAACCUACUGUAUUUGAACCCCAAGGGAGACUUUUCCUUAAUGGCUUCUGGAACCCAAGCCAUUAUAACGGUCUGCAGAGGAAAUCUCAAUACUGUACUGCCCAAUUCUGGAGACAGAAGCAUGAAAUGCCUAUAAAGGGUUCCACGAAUGCCCAUGCAGAGCUCUCGCCAGAACGAGAGAACAGCUUGCAAUCCCCUACGAAAGGUGGAAGCUCGUGCCACCCACUAUUUUAACCCUUAAUUAACUUUUUGAUUGUUUUUGGCAUUGGAUGUACUAUAGUAUAAUAUAUAGAGAUUAACGAAUUGCUUCGCAUGAAUCGAAUUUGUUUUAAAAAAAUCCGCCUUCUCCAGCAGUGAGAGGCUGGCCCUGCUGCGCAGGAGACUUUCUUUUUUUUCCCGCUCCCCCUUGACUGACAGGUCCUGGUAGCAGAAGCAGAGCCUCUGUGCUUGAACUGCUAUUCGGAGCAACAGCGCAGUCACGAGAUCGGCAGGCCAGGAAAGAUAUCUGGUGAAGGGGGUAGUGUCUUGAGCAGCAGGGUCAACCCCUUUUUGCUUAAAAGGGUUUUCCUGGAUUUUUAUAUUGAUGACCUAUUGUUAGGAUAGGUCAUCAAUAUAAGAUUGACGGGGGUCUGACUCCCGACACCCUUCCGAUCAGCUGUUUGAGGAAGUGGCAGCACUUACUGGAGCUCUGUGUGCUGUGGCCUCCUCACAGUUUACCAUGCACAGCGCCGUCCGUCGGAUGGGCCUGAGCUGUGCCUCCCUAGGCCAUACGACUGAUGAACAUGAUAUCACAUGACCUAGGAAUAGGCCUAAAUGCUCACAGAGCGCCACAGCUUCUUCAUAAGGGCUUAUGCACACAAACUUUUUUUUUUUGCGGCCAGUAUACGGAUCCGUUCACUUCAGUCGAUCUGCAUAAAACAAACGCUGUGCAUUCCGUGUCUGCAUGGCCAUUCCGCAAAAAAACAGUGUCCGUAUUACGGACAAGGAUAGGGCAUAUAGGCCGGACAUUCCGUUAUGCAAAAUGCGGAAUGCACACAACCUGCAUCCGUGUUUUGCGGAUCCGCAAUUUGCUUCCUGCAACACGGGCAACGUUUGUGUUCAUGAGCUCUAAGGCUGAUCAGGGAGUCAGAUGCCCGCUGAUGGGAGAUUGACUUAUCCUGCAGCUAGGCGCUCAGUAUGAAAAUCCCAGAGAACCCCUUUAAGAAGGCUAAUUUUUGAACAAAUUUUAUUUGUAUGAAUCGGUUUGCGCAUAUCUAAUGUAUUUAAUAAAAUUUACGUUAUUCACUG
Bufo bufo (common toad) is the source of this 1733-nucleotide messenger RNA. Its product is annotated as ubiquinol-cytochrome-c reductase complex assembly factor 3-like. NCBI's taxonomy places the organism in Eukaryota, Metazoa, Chordata, Amphibia, Anura, Bufonidae. The transcript is spliced from 2 exons. The record is from RefSeq and is a predicted model, not a curated record. The coding region runs from base 101 to 352 and encodes 83 amino acids. Gene Ontology annotation, biological process: mitochondrial respiratory chain complex III assembly.